Messenger RNA from Capsicum annuum, 960 nucleotides. RefSeq names its product zinc finger BED domain-containing protein DAYSLEEPER-like. Gene Ontology annotation, molecular function: DNA binding; protein dimerization activity. The transcript is spliced from 3 exons. The record is from RefSeq and is a predicted model, not a curated record. The coding region runs from base 1 to 960 and encodes 319 amino acids. NCBI's taxonomy places the organism in Eukaryota, Viridiplantae, Streptophyta, Magnoliopsida, Solanales, Solanaceae.
AUGUUGAGUAGGGCGGUUGAAUUUGAGAAUGCAUUUACAAAUUAUGCUUCUCAUGAAAUUGGCUUGAGAUAUUAUCUUGAGAAUUCUUAUAUUGAAGUUGGCGGUACUGCUGUUGAAAUUUUGAGUAGUGAUUGGGUGCACGUGAGAAGGAUUACAAAAUUUCAUGAAAUCUUUUAUCUUCUUACUUUGAAAAUAUCUGGAUCACUUUAUGUUACAUCUAAUAUUCAUUUUCUUAAAAUUUGUGUUGUUGUUGUUUAUUUGAAUCAAUUGAUUGCAAGUGAAGAUACUGAUUUAAGUAAUAUGGCGAGGAAAAUGAAAGAAAAAUUUGAUAAGUACUGGGGUGAUCCAAUAAAAAUAAAUAAGAUAAUUUUUAUUUCAUGUGUUCUAGAUCCUCGUUACAAGCUUGAUUCAGUUGCCUAUGCACUUGUAAAGAUGUUUGGGGAAAAUCAAGGUUUAUCUUUAAAAGCAGCAGUAAAGGAAUACAUGAUUUUAUUAUUUAAUGAAUAUGUAAAAUCCAGUUCAAAAGGGCUUGGGGUUGCUGUAUCUUCACCUUGCUCUUUACUGGAGAUGUCUACUUUAGUGAUUUCUGGCAGUCAACUAAGUACCCAAGUUACAGGACCCUUAGAUUCACUCAUGCAAGAUCUAAAGCAGUAUAAAGUUGUGAAUGGAGGUGUACAUGCUAGAACAGAGUUAGAUAAAUAUUUUGAAGAAGAAACUGAAGAUGAUAUUGAAGAUUUUAACAUCCCGCCCUGGUGGAAAAUGAACGCAAUAAGAUUUCCUAUUCUUGCUAAGAUGGCUUGUGAUGUAUUAGAUGUUUCGGUUUCAAUGUGUCUUCAAGAUUGGCUUCGAAGUGAGCAGUUAAAACAACCUGUUAGUGUUGAGGAAAAUCUUGAUAAUCUCGAGAAAAUUGAAAAAGAUUUAGCUAGUGCAGCAAAAGACCCUACUGUAUUUGACGUGUAG